GCCGAGUCUUGUGUUUUUCUUCUCACAUCUCUGCCUACCUGUUAAACAAAGUGGAAUACCAAGAUGUCGGAGGUUGAUUCUGCCAUCUGCAAAAUGAAAGAAGAGUGGUCAUGUGUAACUUAUGAUCUGCUGUCAAAUAUUGCAAAUAGGCUGGAACUGAUUGAUUUUACCUGUUUUCAUUGUGUUUGCAAAGAUUGGCGCUAUGCUACUGAACCUUUGCAUGAAGCUAUAUUUAGUGGAUGUGAUCCAUGGUUUCUGUUGUAUGGUGAAGAAGGUCCCCGUUGUUUGGUACUAAUUAACAAUGAUAAAGUCUACACUGUCCAAAUUCCAGAACUGGACAGGUCAACUUGCCUUGCGUCCUACGACGGAUGGCUGCUUGUCUUUCGCCAUGAUUCAUUGUUUUUCUUUUGCCCCUUCUCUGGAGCAAAAAUACAACUUCCGAAUUGUCCAUUGACAAAAUCACAUGACUAUAUUGCAGCAAUUUCAUCUGCUCCCACAUCUCAGGAUUGUAUUGUUGUCGUGCUCGAUCGCCCCAAUCAUUUUCAAUUUGAACUGCACACACUUUGUCGGGGAGAUGAUAUAUGGGUUAAAUACCAAUUCAAUCUCAAUGAACAUUUGUUUCCCUUAAAAAGAUGUGCAAUGUUUAUUGAAGGGGUGUUCAUCUAUGCCAGCAAUAAAGAUGUAUUUAUAUUCGACGUUGCUAAUACCAAACAAUGGAGCAAGUGUAGUUUAAGAUCUAUACAAGAUCAACCUGAUGAUGAAUCAGGAUUAAAAUUUAGAUUGAAGGAUCUAUUGUCAAAGAAAGCAAAAAAAGAAAAGAAGCAUAAAUCAAAGGAUCUGAAAAGGAAACUAGGAUAUGAUGAUAAUGUUGCAAUAGCUACAUGUGGGACAAUCUAUGAUGCUCAAAAUAUGGUGUGGGGUAAAUUCAUUCAUUCUGUUACAGGAUCUAAUAGUCGUCCUCUUAAAGGUGUAUGGAUCGUGCCGAGAGAUCAUAAACACCAAGAUCAAAUAUGGUAACUUGUUGGGGUCAUAUUUUUCACUCCUUAUAGAUUUAUAGUUAAGGAUUUGGGUAACUUAUUUAUUUUCUUGUAUGCCUUUAUUAUGAAAUUUAUGUAUUCUCUUCGUAUCUAAUUAUAA
This is a messenger RNA of Medicago truncatula (barrel medic), 1137 nucleotides long. Its product is annotated as F-box protein At1g49360. Lineage: Eukaryota; Viridiplantae; Streptophyta; Magnoliopsida; Fabales; Fabaceae. The transcript has 2 exons. Bases 64 to 1017 code for a protein of 317 amino acids. The record is from RefSeq and is a predicted model, not a curated record.